AUGAUGAAUGGGACACCAGUCCUAAUAACUCUUGGUGGCUAUGUCGAUGUGGAUGAGUAUAGAUAUGUUUACUUUCUGUUUUUGCUAACGGUAUACAUGUUCAUCCUCUGCUCUAAUUGCACCAUGAUUUGUCUCAUCUGGAUUCACAGGAACCUUCACGAACCCAUGUACAUUUUCAUUGCAGCCUUGUCUCUCAACUCGCUUUUUUACAGCACCGCUAUAUACCCCAAAAUGUUGGUGGACGUCUUGUCUCACAGGCAGAGCAUUUCUCACUCAGCGUGUAUGUUGCAGUUCUUCUUGUUUUACACUUUUGGUGGUUCUGAUUUCCUUCUCUUGUCAGCUAUGGCUUACGACCGGUAUGCGUCUAUCUGCAAGCCUAUGCAUUAUGCAACUACAAUGAGCAAAAUCAAUGUCACCGUCCUGUUGGCUUUGUCCUGGUUUCUCCCUGCUUGUCAGAUAAUGACGGCUACCCUCAUUAAUGUGAAGCUAAAAAUGUGCAGGUAUGUCUCAACGGGGAUUUUCUGCAACAAUUCUGUGCAUAAGCUUUACUGCAUGAGAUCACAAAUGCUGUCUGGUUUUGAUUUGUUCAUAUUUUUCACCCUUAUGGUUGUCCCGGUGCAGUUCAUUCUCUUCACAUACAUGAAAAUAUUUAUCGUGGUGUAUCGCCGUUGCAGCCGAGCCCGGGAAAAGGCUGCUGAGACCUGCUUACCUCACCUGGUGGUGUUAUUCAGCUUCUGCUACUUGGUUGUGUUCGAUUUCACUGCGGACCAUAUGGAGGCGGAGAUUCCAAAGAGGGUUCGCCUGGUAAUGAUGUUGCAAGUAGUGGUGUACAGUCCUCUUUUCAAUCCAAUUAUAUAUGGAGUGAAGAUGAAAGGAAUCCGCAUCCGCAUCAAGCAGUUGUUUCGUCACCUUGUCAAAAAAAGAAGUUAA
Messenger RNA from Corythoichthys intestinalis (scribbled pipefish), 930 nucleotides. RefSeq names its product olfactory receptor 1P1-like. The record is from RefSeq and is a predicted model, not a curated record. The transcript has a single exon. Gene Ontology annotation, biological process: detection of chemical stimulus involved in sensory perception of smell; G protein-coupled receptor signaling pathway. Gene Ontology annotation, cellular component: membrane. Gene Ontology annotation, molecular function: olfactory receptor activity; odorant binding; G protein-coupled receptor activity. Bases 1 to 930 code for a protein of 309 amino acids. NCBI's taxonomy places the organism in Eukaryota, Metazoa, Chordata, Actinopteri, Syngnathiformes, Syngnathidae.